Molecule: messenger RNA, 1004 nt
Organism: Oreochromis aureus
Lineage: Eukaryota; Metazoa; Chordata; Actinopteri; Cichliformes; Cichlidae
Exons: 4
Coding region: 137-745 (202 amino acids)
Source: RefSeq, a predicted model, not a curated record
CAUCAGUACACUACAGGCCCUGCAGACGUUUACUCACCUCUCAACAGCUCAACAGCUGCUGGUACUCUGGUAUUUAAUCAGAUGUGCUUCUGAGUUGUCAGUAGACUUGAAUAGAGGGAUUUAAAGCCGCUGAGUGAUGAAGUUUUGGAGCAUGAGGGUGAGCCAAGUGUUGCAGUUGUCCACUUUACUGGUAGGACUUCGCCAUAUCUGGUGUUCUCCUGCACUAGGUCAGGUCCCUGUGUCUCAGGUGAAGAUGCUCUCGCUGGGUCUGGCUCACCUGCUGGAAGGGGUGAGUGAGAACGUGGAGCGACUGGAGCAGCAUGGAGAAAUGAUGGGACGAGAGAUGGACGGGGCAACAAAGCGUUUGGAGAGCCUUCGUAAGAAAAAUAUACAAGUGGGACGGACUCACAAACAGGUGAGGAAGGUCCUGCAGACAUUGUCUGCCAGGAGGGACAGACAAUGGAGGACAGUCAGAGACCUGCAGAAGGAGUCGGAGGAUCUGGAGACUGAACAGGCAGCCAUGCAACGCCGCAUGAACCGGAUCCUCCAGAGUAUGAAGAGCCUGACUGAGGCAAGGUCAAGGGGUGGGGCUUAUACUGACAUCAGCUCCAUGAAGGUUCUCAUUGAUAAACAGGCCCGAAGACUUGCCAGCCUGACCUCUGAGGUCUCUGCGUGGGAGAGAAUGAUCGACAGAUGCCAGCAGUACAUCGAACAUCUGGAGAAACAGCUGUCUUCAGAUGCCUAAAAGCCUCCCAGCAGCGCAGAGGGCAGAGGUUCACCCAGACUGUGACCGAUGAGCACAGCUGCAUCAACACUGUGACUCUGACCAACUUACAGGCUGAGACUGAUGCUGCAAAACUGACAAGGCAAACAGCUCUGACAGUCAGCCAUGUGAGACGUCAGUGCCUCUUUAAACUUGUGCGCCAUCUGCAUCUCACAAGGACGUAUUGUUUUUUUACAGCAUAAAGCAAAUAUUUUUACCCAAAACAUAAUAAAACGUCUCA